GCUCUUUCGACCCGGACAUCGGAAGUGGAUGCACAGAAAACAGGAAACAGUAUUAUUUUCGAGUGAUGUUCGUUUGAUGAGCGUCGACGUUGUGCAACUGAACGUGGAGAUUAUAUGAUUUGGCUGGAUUAAUCGUCUGCUGUAACGAUGGGGUCAUCCAAGAAACACAAGGAGAAGAGCCGCGACAAGGACGCAGAAGAGCGCCGCCGGGAACAUAAGAAGCAUCGCCACAAGGACCGGGAGAGAGAUGGAUCAGACCGGGAUGGUACUCGAGAUAAAGAGAAACGAAAACGCUCCAGGUCCAGGGAAAGAAGCGGGCGAGAGAGCCGCGGCAAAGGUGAACGGGGCGGCGGGGAGCCGCGAGUUAAGAAAGAAAAAGUGGAUCUUGGAUAUGAGGAAAGCAAUGCAGAAAUUGGACCUCAGUCUGCGAGCGGAGAUGCAUCUCUCAGCAUUGAUGAUACAAACAAACUCAGAGCCAAGCUGGGACUGAAGCCUCUAGAAAUGAAUGACAACAAGAAGGAGCUGGGGACCAAAGAGGAGCCACUGGUGGCGGAGACCAUCAACCCUGUUCUCAUCUCAAAACAGAAAGAGAUGAGGGAGAAGCUUGCAGCUAUGAAAGAAAAACGCAUCCUGAACCAGAAACUGGGGAAAGUCAAGACCUUAGCAGAUGAUGGCUGGCUGGAUGACACAGCUGAGUGGGUUGAGAAAAGCAGAACGAUGGCAAAAGAGAAAGAAAUGGCAGAGAAGAGGGCCAAGCUUCUGGAGGAGAUGGAUGAGGAGUUUGGUGUCAGCAGUCUGGUGGAAGAGGAUUUUGCACAAAGCAGAAAGGAGGCCUACACAGCAAGAGAUCUAAAGGGGCUCAAAGUGCAGCAUAAGGUGGAUUCAUUCAACGAAGGCCAGACUGUCAUUCUGACCCUACAGGACAAAGGUGUGCUUGAAGAGGAGGAGGAUGUGCUUGUUAAUGUGGGACUGGUGGACAGAGAAAAGGCAGAGAAGAAUGUGGAGCUAAAGAAGAAGAAGCCAGAUUACAAGCCGUAUGAAGAAGAGGAGAGUGUGGAUGAUAUGGUGACAUUGAAGUCCCACUCAGUACUUUCAAAGUAUGAUGAAGAAAUUGAGGGCGAAAAGAAAAAGAGCUUCCGUUUGAAUGUUGGCGGCUUUGCUGAUGGGGAGCGAGAGCGGGAGCUUCAGGCCAUGAGGGAGGCUUUGAGAAAUCAAGCCCAGUCUCUGGAAAUGCCAGCUCUCAUGAUCGCCUCUGAGUAUUACACACCUCAAGAAAUGGUGGGCUUUAAAAAGACAAAGCGCCGUGUGAAGAAAAUCCGGAAGAAGGAGAAACAUUCAGUUGCCGAUGAGCUUCAUCUCGAUGACACCCGCAGCACCGAUUUUGGGUCCAGGAGUCGGGGUCGAGGUCGCAAACAGCUGGAGGAAGAGGGUCAGGAAGUUAAGGAGGAAGAGGCAGAGGAGGGAGGAGGAGGAGGAGGAGAGGGCACCUCAACACAAAACAUCCCCCUGUUGUCUGAUGACAUCAGGACAGCAGAAAUGGACAUAAGUGAUGAUGAUGAUGGUGACUUUUCACCCUUUGAGCCCACUGUCAUUGAGGAGGAUGAGGCAGAGCAGGAGCUGCAGAAACAACUGGAGAAGCAGAGGAAGCUGAGGCAAAAGCAGCUUCUUAAAGAUUCUGGGGAAAAGGUGGCAGAGCAGAUUAAAAGCCUUGAGAAAGGCAACAUUGAAAAUGAUUCAGAGAAGAAAAACAACAUUGUUUUUAAUGCCACCUCCGAGUUUUGCAGAGCUCUGGGUGAUAUUCCAACUUAUGGACUGUCAGGCAACAGAGAGGACCAAGAAGACAUGAUGGACUUUGAGCAGGAAGAGGAGAAAGAUGAUGCAGGAGGUUCAGACUCCGAAAUGGAUGAGAAUGUUGGCUGGAGCACAGUUAACUUGGAUGAAGAGCAGAAACAACCAGAUUUCUCCACAGCUUCUGCCACCAUUUUGGAUGAAGAGCCCAUUGUCAACUCUGGCCUUGCUGCUGCUUUGCUGCUGUGCAAAAACAAAGGUCUGUUGGACACCCAAAUGCAGAAGGUAGCUCGUGUCAGAGCACCAAAAGGUGCUUUGCCUAAUGACAACUACUGCAUUGAGGACAAGAUGGGCUUUGAUGACAAGUACAGCCGCAGGGAAGAAUACAGAGGCUUCACUCAAGACUUCAAGGACAAGGACGGAUAUAAGCCUGAUGUCAAGAUCGAGUACGUGGAUGAAUCUGGGAGGAGACUCACUCCUAAAGAAGCUUUCAGGCAGCUCUCACAUCGAUUCCACGGGAAAGGGUCUGGAAAGAUGAAGACCGAGAGGAGAAUGAAAAAGCUGGAAGAAGAGGCACUGCUGAAGAAGAUGAGCAGCAGUGAUACUCCUUUGGGGACGGUGGCUUUGCUCCAAGAGAAGCAGAAAUCUCAGAAAACACCAUAUAUUGUGCUCAGUGGGAGUGGGAAGAGUAUGAAUGCAAACACCAUCACCAAAUAAGUUUGGGGUUGAGAGAAUUAACUGUAAAUCAAGAAAUCACUGAAACAUGCACAGAUACAUACACAGAUAGCCCAAUUACACACACGCACACACAAACAUACACACAGAUGUUGUUUUAAGUAACUGCUUUAAUUGUGUCUGAUUCAAACAAGCUUCAUUAUUGUCGUUAAAGAAUUGUCCAAUAAAACGAAUGACAAGGAGA
Notolabrus celidotus (New Zealand spotty) is the source of this 2707-nucleotide messenger RNA. It is a transcript of the gene sart1, whose product is annotated as spliceosome associated factor 1, recruiter of U4/U6.U5 tri-snRNP. The record is from RefSeq and is a predicted model, not a curated record. The transcript has 2 exons. Lineage: Eukaryota; Metazoa; Chordata; Actinopteri; Labriformes; Labridae. Gene Ontology annotation, biological process: maturation of 5S rRNA; mRNA cis splicing, via spliceosome. The coding region runs from base 148 to 2505 and encodes 785 amino acids. Gene Ontology annotation, cellular component: U4/U6 x U5 tri-snRNP complex.